Molecule: messenger RNA, 363 nt
Organism: Phycomyces blakesleeanus NRRL 1555(-)
Lineage: Eukaryota; Fungi; Mucoromycota; Mucoromycetes; Mucorales; Phycomycetaceae
Product: fork head transcription factor
Exons: 2
Biological process (GO): regulation of transcription by RNA polymerase II
Molecular function (GO): RNA polymerase II cis-regulatory region sequence-specific DNA binding; DNA-binding transcription factor activity, RNA polymerase II-specific
Source: RefSeq, a predicted model, not a curated record
AUGCAUGAUUCAACACAAACGCCCCAGGCUCUGUUACAUCUAGUGGCAUCAUGGCAACCCGUCGAUCCACAAGACAAGCCACCAUAUUCCUAUGCAACUCUGAUUGCACACGCCAUUCUUUCCAGUACCAACCGGCGAUUGACACUAAGUGAGAUCUACAGCUGGAUUACUACCCACUACCCUUACUACUCAGCAGGAGAACAUGGUUGGCAGAAUUCAAUUCGUCACAAUCUUUCCUUGAACAAAGCGUUUGUGAAACUAGACCGGACUUCAUCAAAAACCACGUUGUGUGGCAAGGGUAGCUUUUGGACGAUCCAAUUAGGAAGCGAAAAACCUUUUAUCGAAAACCUUGUCAAGCGUCGU